GUUCGGUCACUGACUGUUUCUCUCUCUCAACCUGUUUCACUCUCAGUCUGUCUCUCUGUCAGGAUGGAUGACUGUCAUCAUGGUUUAUUAAUUAUUAUGUUUUUGCUGCAGACGGAUUUUUUACACUCAAUUUACAUAAGUGACAACACAGAUUCUCUUCAUCAGGUUUUGUCAGAGUUUGGUGUCAUUCGUCCAAUCAGGACCGACUCAGGGGGACACUUCCUGUCAGUUUCAGUCUCCGCCCACCACCUGCAUCACACUAGAAGACAUGCCCACAACCCAGAGGACACGCCCAGUGACGUGGAAAAUGUCAGACAUAAAAGACAGGCACAAACAGACACACCCAUAUUACAGUUGUCCCUGCCCAUGGAUGAAUCACCAUCCAACCAGACAAGUCAUAGGUUGUGGGGGAGGGAUCACAUGCCUGAGGAGGAGCUUUACUACAAUGUAACAGUGUUCGGGCGGGAGCUCCACCUGCGGCUGCGCCCGAACUCUCGUCUCAUCGCCCCCGCCGCCACCAUGGAGUGGGAGGAGUCAGGACAACUUCACUCUCAGCCAAUAGGCGACACUGGCUGCUUCUACACAGGCGAGGUGACCAACAUGGACGACACAGCUGUCGCCAUCAGCAACUGUGAUGGACUG
This is a messenger RNA of Paralichthys olivaceus (Japanese flounder), 642 nucleotides long. The record is from RefSeq and is a predicted model, not a curated record. NCBI's taxonomy places the organism in Eukaryota, Metazoa, Chordata, Actinopteri, Pleuronectiformes, Paralichthyidae.